CUUCAAAAUUGUACUGUUUCCCUGUGUUGGACCUUGAGAAGACACAUAGUUAGAAAGAAAGAAAUUACAAUGAGAAAAGCAGUAGUGAUUGUGUUUUUCAGCCUCUGUAUGGCCGUGGAGGUGAGUGGUGCUGCAGAUAAGACGAGAGGAUCUGUGAAAGAAAACCCUACACUAGAAAACACUAAGGAAGCGAAACAAGCUGACCCUGUUCCUGCAAGCAACAGCAUUUCAUCACCUUUUUUAGGUAAACUGCUGGUGGUGCCCAUGGAUGGGAGCCACUGGGUGGGCAUAAAAGCCAUUGCCCAGGAAAUGGGUCGACGUGGACACCAGGUUACUGUGGUGAUACCAGAAUUUAGCAUGAGGAUGGGCCCAGGAAAACAUUACAACACCAUCACCUUUCCAGUCCCUUAUGACCAGGCUGUCAUUGACCAUUUGAUGUCUCUGAACAAGGAUACACUGAAGAAAUCUACAGAGCCUUUUUUGGAGAGGAUACAGUCAAAAUUUUCUCAAUUCCAAAGGAUUUUCAAUUUUAUACACAUCACUGUAGAGAAACUACUGUUCAACACCAGUCUCAUCUCACAUCUGGAGCAGCAGAACUUUGAUGCCGUUUUGACAGACCCUAUGAUACCGGCAGGCUCAUUAAUAGCUCGAAAAUUAGGCAUCCCCACCAUUAAUCUGCUGCGUGGGAUUCCAUGUGGUCUGGAUUUGACGGCUGCAGGUUGCCCCGCCCCAAGCUCAUAUGUGCCUCGGUUUUUUACUGGAUACACAGACAAAAUGAACUAUAAGGAGAGAAUUAUCAACACUUUGGUGAGUUUAGUGGAGCCACUUUUCUGUCGACUGCUGUACUGGAAGUUUGAUAAUAUAGCCUAUCAGUUCCUGGAAGAAGAGGUGGGCAUAGCAGAAGUGCUGUCAGAAUCUGAUAUCUGGCUGCAGAGGAUUGACUUCACACUGGAGUUCCCCCGUCCCCUCAUGCCAAAUAUAAUUCUAGUUGGUGGAAUCAACUGCAACGUGAGAAAUCCUCUUCCUCAAGAUUUAGAGUCAUGGGUUUCAGGAAAGCACGGCUUUGUAGUCUUUACUCUGGGCUCCAUGGUGUCAGAUAUGCCAGAAGAGAUCACCUCCAUCUUUAUAGAAGCUUUCAGACAGAUUCCACAGAAGGUCAUAUGGAGGUACACUGGGAAUGUUCCUGGGAACAUCUCAGAUAACGUGAAGAUAAUGAAAUGGGUGCCACAAAAUGACCUACUAGCCCAUCCUGGAGCACGAGCUUUCAUCACUCAUGCUGGCUCGCAUGGUCUGUUUGAGGGUUUGUGUCAUGCUGUCCCCAUGGUGAUGGUGCCAAUUGGUGGGGACCAACCUGAUAAUGCAGAGAAGAUGGCGAGCAGAAGAGCAGGAGUCGUGUUGGAUAUAACUUCUGUCACCACAGAAAUAAUAAUUCAAGGACUGAAUGAAGUCAUCAAUGACACCAGGUACAAGGAAAACAUGGAGAAGUUGUCAUCUCUUCAUAAAGACCGGCCGAUUGAACCACUCGAUCUUUCAGUGUACUGGACAGAAUUUGUGAUGCGACACAAAGGGGCAAAGCACCUGAAAGCUGCUGUCCAUGGUCUCAACUGGUUCCAGUACUUCUGCCUGGAUGUUUUAGCACUAAUGGCUGCUGUGGUGCUGGUUUUUGUAAUACUGCUGACAAAAUGCAUGAAAGUAUGCUUCCAGAAACUUGGUAGGAAGAGGAAGCAGGACUAAGAUGAUGAUAUAAAUAAGUUUGUAUCUUCACCUCACUGUAAAGGAACAUUUAUUUAGAAACACAUCUCUUUGUGUAAGAAAUUUAUGAAAUCAAGCUAUAGUACCAGUCAAACGUUUGGCUACACCUACCUAUUCAAAUUUAAGAGGUACACUGGAUAACCUAAGAUUGGAGUUAGUCAAAUAUAUUUAACAGAUAUAACGCAAUUAGUUUCAGUUAAUUAUACACAGUUACGUCUAGUUAACAAAAACAAUUUCUUAAGGCAACAAGUUUGCAACUUUUAGAUUUUACAGUGUAGGUACAUGCUAACUUUUGACCUGAACUAUAGCAAGAAGAAAAUCUAAAAAUCACUACUUAAUUAGCAGUUGUAGUGUCAAAAUAAAUGUGAGUACUGAGAGAAAACUGGUCUUCAAAGUUCUUCCUCACAUUGGUCUGUUAAACUUUUCCUCAACAACAGCAGCAGUUUGUGAUGUUAAAAUCCGUUUACAAGUUAACAGAAUGAAUUAGCUUGUCAUGAUGAGUGCUAAUGUGGUUGGCAUGGCUGGGGUCAGUGUACAACAGUACAAGCAGCGUUACAUUGUUGAUUCAGUCGAGGAAUGUCUGACAUUCAUUUACCUCUUGAUAUUUCAUCUGUCUUUACGGCUUUAAUCAAACUAUUUACGCUCUGUAGUUCAGUCAGCUGAGACACUGGAGACACAUGAAAAAGGCGCAAGUGGGAUUUAACAGGUUUUAGGUGUAUUCAAGCAGGUUUUAGGUGUACUCGAGCAUUUUCUCGCCUCUCUUGAGGAGAAUAAAUUACUGUUCUGGUAUAAAUCAUCAUGUAGUCAAAUGGGAAAAGUUCCAUGCAUUUGUCAAAACUUGUUUUCUGCAAACAAAUCAAAACAACAAAAACCAAAGUACAAGAAGUCUUUGACUUCUAAUUGUAUUCUCAGUCAACAUUUCUGCUGCCCAGUCCUGCAUAUUUAAAUGCUCCCCUGCUUUUACACACCUGAUUCAAAUUAAAGAGAAAACAAGAGGUUUCUGCAGAACUUGAUGACAAGCAGAAAACAUCUAAAAUAUUCAGAGCAGUGGGUUAGGACAACAAAUA
Messenger RNA from Melanotaenia boesemani (Boeseman's rainbowfish), 2819 nucleotides. Its product is annotated as UDP-glucuronosyltransferase 1A1-like. NCBI's taxonomy places the organism in Eukaryota, Metazoa, Chordata, Actinopteri, Atheriniformes, Melanotaeniidae. The transcript has 9 exons. The coding region runs from base 70 to 1734 and encodes 554 amino acids. Gene Ontology annotation, molecular function: UDP-glycosyltransferase activity. The record is from RefSeq and is a predicted model, not a curated record.